AUGUAUAUAUAUAUAUGUAUAGAAGCGUUGAACACUCAUCACCCUCACUGCUUGUGCGUGACGUUGAAAGUUUUGCAACAUUUGGUAACCUGCCACAAAUCAACGGCAACUGUACUCAUUCCAUACUACAGACAGAUAUUGCCAGUGUUGAAUACAUUUAAAUCAAAAAACGUUAACAUAGGUGAUGAAAUUGACUACGGACAAAGACGCAGAGAAACGUUGUGA
This is a messenger RNA of Helobdella robusta, 225 nucleotides long. RefSeq lists its product as hypothetical. The coding region runs from base 1 to 225 and encodes 74 amino acids. The transcript has 2 exons. The record is from RefSeq and is a predicted model, not a curated record. NCBI's taxonomy places the organism in Eukaryota, Metazoa, Annelida, Clitellata, Rhynchobdellida, Glossiphoniidae. Gene Ontology annotation, molecular function: Hsp70 protein binding; Hsp90 protein binding.